AUGGUCGCGCUUCCGAGGACUCUUGCAAUUUUGCUUUCAGCCCUGAGCACAGCAAAUGCGGAGAAGGCUCACUAUUGGGGCCCAAGCGAGUGGAAGGGCCUCGUCACAUUUGGAAAUAGCUAUACCGACGAUUCCCGGCUUGGAUAUUUCUCGAGUAACGAUGGGACGGCACCACAGGUUGGUUGGAAACAGCCCGUUAGCAAUGACUCGGCAUCUGGAGGGUAUACCUGGGGACACUUUGCGUCGCAAAUAGCGAAUCUGACUCGUUAUAAUUAUGCCGUGUCAGGGGCUGUGUGCUCGAACGAGAUUACACCGCGGACAUUCGACGCCAUCAAUGCCCCGUUUCCUUCGGUUCUGGAAUAUGAGAUCCCUGCGUAUAUUGCGGAUAGCGAAUACACCGAGCCAAAUGGGAAUGAGUUUAUCAAUAUCGGGCCGAAUGAGACCGUCUAUGCUAUAUGGAUUGGAACGAAUGAUGUGGGUAACAAUGCUUUUCUCACGGACUCCCAGGUCAAAGGGGCUGUUAUUCCAGACUUUAUCGAGUGUGUCUAUGAAGCCCUGGACGCGGUGUACGCCAAUGGAGGCCGACACUUUGUGAUCAUGAACCUGGCGCCGUUGCAGCUGGCUCCACAGUAUGCGACUUAUGAGAACGGUGGGCUGAACUCAACAAGCGGAUACCCCGAUAAGGGGGCCAAUAUCACGGAGAUUAGCUAUCGGAUGUGGGAGACUGUGGUUACAGUCAACGAUGUGUUCCAUUACAAGACGGCGUAUGAGUCGAGAAUUGCAAAUCGGUACCCGGGGGCGCAGCUUGCGGUGAUGGAUAUGUAUGGCUUGAUCUCCGAUAUUUGGCAUAAUCCAACCGAAUAUCUGGCAUCGCCGAGCAAUGUCACCGGAUUCGUAAAGCACUGCGAUGAGACGACUGGGGACUGCGAGCGGCUUCCGAACGAGGCGGCCUUUCUUUGGUUUGAUGAAUUACACCCUUCUGAGCGUGUUGACAAGGUUAUCGGGAGAGAAUUUGUGAAUCUUGUUUCAGGCAACAACAGCCGGUGGGCAGCGUACUGGUAG
Molecule: messenger RNA, 1062 nt
Organism: Aspergillus puulaauensis
Lineage: Eukaryota; Fungi; Ascomycota; Eurotiomycetes; Eurotiales; Aspergillaceae
Product: SGNH/GDSL hydrolase family protein
Exons: 3
Coding region: 1-1062 (353 amino acids)
Molecular function (GO): hydrolase activity, acting on ester bonds
Source: RefSeq, a predicted model, not a curated record